Messenger RNA from Notechis scutatus (mainland tiger snake), 1073 nucleotides. The record is from RefSeq and is a predicted model, not a curated record. Lineage: Eukaryota; Metazoa; Chordata; Lepidosauria; Squamata; Elapidae.
CAGUAUAUGGGGCUUGUUGCCUCUGACAUUCAUUUAUUCAUUCUUGCAAAGAGGCAGACCUUUCCCAUUGAAGAUUACGUUUUUUAGUGCACUGUUCUGCUUCUAUAAUGGCUUCCUUCAAGGAUACUACAUGGUUUAUUGUGCUGAAUACCCAGAUGAUUGGUGUAAAGACAUACGAUUUUUGUCAGGUCUUUUAUUGUUUUUGUCUGGCAUGGGAAUCAAUAUCCACAGUGAUUUUCUUCUACGUCAGCUCAGAAAGCCUGGAGAGUUCACUUACAAAAUUCCACAAGGAGGAUUGUUUGCAUAUGUCUCAGGAGCAAAUUUCUUUGGAGAAAUCCUGGAAUGGUUUGGAUAUGCUAUAGCGACCUGGUCUCUACCGGCUUUAGCCUUUGCAUUUUUUACACUCACCUGCGUUGGACCACGUGCUUAUCAUCACCAUAGGUUUUAUCUGAAGACAUUCACAGCCUAUCCAAGAUCAAGAAAAGUCUUGAUUCCUUUUAUAUUUUGAAGAACAGUUAUCAGAAUGGAUGGAUGUUAUGUGUUCUUUAUUGUUUACAUAAAUGUUAUAUUAUUGUAAAGUAUAAUGUAUUAAAGAUUCUUGAAUAAUUUCAUUUUAUAUAAUAGAAUCCUUUUGGCCCUUAAGAGCAUGAAGAGUAUUCAGCAACUAAUGUUGUCCUACCUGCAUUUCACAGGUUGGUAACUAGUGCUGCUUGUCUGGGAAAUUGAACUGUUAUCACUAUCUACUUUUUACAGGAAGCAGUGAAAAUUAAGAAACGUUCAGGUAAAGGGGGGAAGGGCUUGUUGUUAGCUGUAAGCCUAUUGCUUUAUUUCUGUGUUCUUUCUCAUAAAGACAAAGAAAACAUUCUAUUAAAAAGUAAUUCUCAGUUUCAAGGUAUAUGAGUGCAUCUUUUGGUAUUUUUCAAAUGAGUUAUGGUUGUAUAUAAUUAUCAUCAAAAAUGAAAUGUAAGCUGCUCAGUUAUUGUAACAGGCAAUUUAACAGGUGAAAGUGUUUUUUAUAAGUGUGAUGCAUGAGCUGAAUAUGGCAUCAAAUAAACAUCAUACCUUUUGCAUGA